Molecule: messenger RNA, 806 nt
Organism: Populus euphratica (Euphrates poplar)
Lineage: Eukaryota; Viridiplantae; Streptophyta; Magnoliopsida; Malpighiales; Salicaceae
Product: probable leucine-rich repeat receptor-like protein kinase At5g49770
Exons: 8
Molecular function (GO): protein binding
Source: RefSeq, a predicted model, not a curated record
AUUUGCAGCAAUUUCAAUAGAAACCAGCUUUCAGGCUUCAUUCCACCUGAACUUUUCAGCUUUGAUAUGAUGCUGAUACGCGUAUUGUUCGAUGGGAAUCGACUUGAAGGAGAAAUUCCUUCCACGUUAGGUCUAGUUCAGACUCUUGAGGUUCUUCGACUCAAUAGAAAUGCUUUAUCUGGGGAGGUUCCAAAAAAUCUGAACAACCUCACGAAUCUCAAUGAAUUGAAUUUAGCAAACAAUAAACUGGCGGGCCCUUUACCAGAUUUAACUAAAAUGGACUCCCUCAGUUACGUGGAUCUCAGUAACAAUUCUUUCUACUCUUCAGAAUCUUCUGAUUGGUUCUCAACCUUACCAUCUCUCACCACCUUAGUUAUUGAAAAUGGAUCUCUUCAAGGGACUUUAACGCCAAAAGUCUUCAGUUUUCCCAAUAUACAGCAAGUGCUAUUGAGGAACAAUGCAUUCAAUGGCACCUUUGACCUGGAUGACAGCUUUAGUCCACAACUUCAACUCGUUGAUCUGCAGAACAACCAGAUUUCCGCCGUAACACUGUCAGCUCACUACAAAAACAAAUUAAUACUUGUGGGAAACCCUGUGUGCACUGGUCUCCCAAAUGUUAGUUUCUGUCAACCGUAGCAGAUGAUUUCAAUAUCUCCACAUGAGGAAGGAUAGCAAGCGUCUUGAUUCGUUUUUAUGCUAAAUUCGGUUAUUCAUAGCUGUACAAGCUUUCAGUUGACUCUUCGUUGUUUUGAAUUCUUUUAGUCCUUUGUUUCCAAUUCCCAAUUUCCUGCUGGUAAUUUUUUUCA